AUGUCGGGGGCAUUCUGGAGAUUUGGUAAUGAUUACCAGGUGAUGUCAGCGAUCAAUAAAUUGCUCGACGAUAUUUCCGACGAAGCCAGAGAAUUGAAUUAUCACCCCUCGGUGGAAGACCAGGAUAAAACAUUACAAAUGACUAUAGAAGAAAUCGAAGAAGAUUCAGAUAUUGAGGUGUUGGAUAAAUUGUUAGAUCAGCAGGAUAUUUUGCAAGAAUUGUUGAGUUCCAACACCAGAUUGAUUGACUUUUUGAAGAAUUUCAAAAUCUUAAAUCGAUUAGUGGAGCUUGUGAUCCUUGAUUUCGACGAAUAUAAUAAAUUAAAGGCUAGGCAGGAGAAAAAGAAAAAGGAGAGUUUGAAAAACCGUGAAAAUGACAACAGUGGCGAUGAGACCCUUGAUACCCAAGCCGACAAUGAGAUAAAAGAAAAUGAUGCUGAUACUGUUGUUGUUAAAGAACAGGAAAGUGAAAAUGCUAACGAAUACAGCUCGUCAUCGCUGUCUUCUCCAUCGGAGUCAGAUGGUAAUGUGACUCCUCACAGGUCUGAAUCCUCAACCAUGGAUGAUAAUUCCCUUUCUUCUUUCCUUGAUAGCAACUCUUACUACCAUUUAGAUGGUACUAAUGACGACGACGAUGAUGAAAAUGAGGAUCUCAAUGAUGGUCCCGAGGAGAUCUAUUCCCGUCGUUGCCAAGUAGCGGCAGAGAUUUUGUCUUCUGACAUUUGGUCGAUCACUGACGCGUUCAUCAAUUACCCAAGACUUCUUAUUAAACUUUGGACGAUCCUUGACUCGCAAAAGCCGUUGUCUAUGAUGAAAUCAACCUUUUUCUCGAAAAUCAAUGAGCAUUUGUUGGAUAUGAAAUUGGAAGAAUUGGUAUCGUAUAUAAUAAAUCAUGAAAGAAACUUGACAAACCGAUUCUUCAAUCACAUCAACAAUCCACAGCUUAUGGAUUUCUUGUUGAAGUUGAUUUCCACUGACAAGUCCAACAAUUCGAAUGGUAUCAUUCUAUUAUUGAAGCGUCAGAAAUUUAUUCCAAAAUUGAUUAACUUCCUUAAACCAAAGUACGAUAACGCCAUUCAAACCUCUGCUGGUGACUUUCUCAAGGCCUUCAUCACGAUCUCCGGCAACUCUGCUAGUGGUCAAGAUGGUAAUGGUGCCGCUGACAACUCGCUCAUUGGCCCUAAUGAGUUGACGAGACAGUUGGUUUCCAAGAAAAUGGUCAAAAAGUUGGUCAACAACAUGCUUUGUGGUGGCAAUUCUUUAUCCAACGGGGUUGGUAUUGUCAUUGAAAUUAUUCGUAAGAAUAAUUCUGAUUACGAUGUUUUCCAGGUGUUAUUUAUUACCAUUGAAACCCAUCCUCCACAAUUGAGAGAUCCUAUUUAUUUAGGUAAUUUGGUCAAAGUGUUUUCGAGAAACAUCAAACGUUUCAAAAAGAUGCUACUUCAUGGAAGUAUUCAGCAUCCUUUGGACAAUCAUCAAAAAACUAAGGUCGAUACCAGCUUUGGUAAAAAAAUUGAACCUUUGGGCUUUGAAAGAUUCAAGAUUUGUGAAUUGGUGGCGGAAUUAUUGCAUUGUUCUAACAUGGCUCUAUUAAAUGAGGCCACGGGAGAAAAGAUGGUCAAGGAACGUGAUAUCGAGCGUGCUAAAGUGUUGAAAUCAGAAUUUGAAAUGUUUGAUGAAGUUAGACAAAAUUAUUUGCAAGAACUUAAAUUGAAUGGAGAUGAGCGUUUGGCUGGGUAUAUCGAAAACGACACUUUGCCAAUUAGUGAAAAUGUCUGGGUCGAUGCUACUGAUUCCGAAGACGAAAUCAUCAAGGAUGAUCAUAGCCAUGAAAUCGUGUCUAACAUCAAUAGAUUGAGUAUUAACGAUGAAGCCAAAGACAGUGCUUCUGUGAAGUCUAUUCGUUCGGAACAUAACAAGAACAAGAGAGCCAAGGUGAAUAAGAACAUUAAAUCUAAGGAAGGGGUCAUUGAAUCCGAAUCGGAUGAUGACAGUGAUUCUGAAGUGACCAACACUGACUCUGAUGAUGAAGACACCAUGUUGGAUGACGAUAAUGAUACUAUCACCGAUGAUGAAGAUUCCGAAAAUGAUAAUGAUGAUGACAGUGAUACGGUCUACGAAAUUGAUUUAUCUGACCAAGUCAGUAGCGAGGAUGAAUUGGAUACUAAGAUUGCAGGUGAUGAAUUUACUUUUGAUUUUGGUGAUUUAAUUCAAGCUGAUUCCUACAAGAAUGAAUUCCGCGUCAAAGAUCGUCAGUAUUACGAUGCCGAAGAGAAAAGCAUUCGUGAUAAGUUUGUGGUGGGAGAUCAAUUGAAAAUCGCAUUACAGGACUCGAACAUUAUUUUGAUCAUCAUUGAUUUCUUCUUCAAGUUCCCUUGGAAUAACUUCUUGCACAAUGUUGUGUACGAUAUCAUUCAACAAAUCUUGAAUGGUUCAAUUGACGUUGGCUUCAACAAGUAUUUGAUCAUCAAUUUGUUUUUGAAACAAAGAGGGUUCAUUUUGGAGAAAAUUCUCCGAGGGUAUGAAUUUUCCGAGAAAUACGAAAAAUUGAACAGAUCGUUGAGAUUGGGGUAUAUGGGUCAUUUAACAUUGAUUAGUGAAGAAAUCGUCAAGUUCUUAUCGUUUAGCAAUUUGAAGAAUUUAUUCUGGGAACCACUUGAAGGUCAAGAAAAUUUGGAUAAAGAAUAUGAAUUUGUCAAUAAUGGUGAAGAAUGGAAUAAUUAUGUUAAUAACAUAUUGAUUGAAACAAGAGAGCAAUUCAAUUCUGUUCUUGGAGGAGGAAGCUUGACUGAUGACUAUGAAAUUGUUGAUGAUUCAAACGAUGCCGAUAAUAAUGAUAUAGACGACAAAGAAAAUGGCCAUAUUCAACAAGAGAACGAUAAUGAUGACGAUGAUGAUGAUGAUGAUGAUGAUGACGAAGAAGACGAUGAUGAUGAUGACGAUGAAUAUCAUGGGAACAAUUCUAAUGGCGAUCACGAAGUUGACAACAACGAUGAUGAAUUUACUCAUGAUACUGGUAAUCACCAAGCUUCCGAUGCAAGAACCGAAACUUCUCAAGCGUUCUACUAUGAUAAUUUAGAUAAAGACGAUGACUAUAAUCACGAAUCCAUCAACAGCGAUAAAGAACAUGAACUAAUCAGUGGGUCGGAUGCCAUUCUAGGUGAUACAGAUAUUUCCAAAAAUGAUCAAUAUAAGUGGCAUUAUUUGGAUAAAUCGGAAUACAAUUCCGGUAAUGAUAUCAAUGGUGAUAGAGAUGGUGAUGUCGGUGAUGCCGAUGAUGAUGAUGAAUAUAUUGAUCCAAAUGAUGACGGAAACAAUUAUGCUAACAACAACAAGGAUCUUUAUCUGUAUUCAAGUAUCAUCUCUCAUACCACCGAAAAUGACGCUGAUAAGUCCAUGGAAGAUGAAGACUUGGAAGACUUGGACGUGGAUGAUGAUGUUGAUAUUGAUGAUGAUGAUGAAACUUAUGGGUUAAGCAGAAGCAAAAGUAAGGGCGAUAUGAGCUGGAACGACGAUGAGCAGAAAAGAUUGUUAACCAUGGCCAACUAUAUUCAUAACAAUACUGGCGGAAGUGCAGUUGAACAUUGA
Molecule: messenger RNA, 3588 nt
Organism: Saccharomycopsis crataegensis
Lineage: Eukaryota; Fungi; Ascomycota; Saccharomycetes; Ascoideales; Saccharomycopsidaceae
Product: Sap190 protein
Exons: 1
Coding region: 1-3588 (1195 amino acids)
Cellular component (GO): cytosol; nucleus
Molecular function (GO): protein phosphatase binding; protein phosphatase regulator activity
Source: RefSeq, a predicted model, not a curated record